AUGCCCCCACCACCCGCCAAAAUCUUAAUUCAUGUCGUCCCUGGAUUCGCUGGGAACGACCUGGACGGGGUGCCCAUCCCAAAUUCAGGGUGGUAUCCAUCCUGCCCGUUGAUCUCUACAGCUGCCAUAAUGCUGCUCUUUUCGAGGAAUAGAAGCUAUGUCUUCUUGAUUGCAGGCAUCUUUCUAUUCGUCUUCCUCGCCAUCCGCAAGAGAUCAUACCAAUACUCCUACGUCAUUGACCCUUUCCAGAGCUAUCACGGCGAUGGCAGUGGUGACAAUUUCCUGCCCGGCAAUAGUGGGGAUCCUAAUUAUGUCCCCCCGAAUGACUACUUCGACGAUAACACCGAUGACAACGUCAAUGACAAGGACCAAAACGACGAGGAAGACACAGCAGACCGGAUCGAAUGGAGCAAGUUGAAGUCCAAUUACCCUGUCCAGGACAUGCGCCAGUUUCCAAAGGCCUCCCCACAGUGGCUUCCAAAGGUUCAAAAAUUUAUCGAGACUGAACCCGCAGCAGAGCGUCAAGUUCGACUCGAACGCCGAGAUGCCGUCAAGAAGGUCUUUCAGCGUUGUUGGAACUCGUACCGCAAGCACGCCUGGAUGAGUGACGAGAUCAUGCCCAUCAGCGGUGGGAAGCGCGAUGUCUUUGGCGGCUGGGGAGCAACCUUGGUCGACAGUCUCGACACCCUCUGGAUCAUGGACCUGAAAGAUGAGUUCAAGGAAGCAGUGGAAGCUGCAUCCAAGAUCGACUUUUCCAAAGCCCCGGGAGACAAAGUGAACGUAUUUGAGACCAACAUUCGAUAUCUGGGUGGCUUUCUGGCAGCCUAUGACCUAAGUGGCGAUAGACGGCUCCUACGUAAAGCAACAGAGGUUGGAGAAAUGCUCUAUGUCGCCUUCGAUACUCCCAACCGCAUGCCGAUGACAAGAUGGGACGCUGUGGAUGCAUCCAAAAACAAACCCCAGGAAGCCGACGAGUCCGUCCUUCUUGCCGAGAUUGGCACAUUUGCUCUGGAGUUCACCAGGCUUUCUCUCCUCACCAAAGACCCAAAAUGGUUCGACGCUGCGCAUCGCAUCACCGAGCUCCUGCAUAAGCAACAAGACACCACGCGUUUCCCAGGAAUGUGGCCUGUCAUUGUCAACGCCCGCACCACAGAAUUUAACCUACAUAAUGACUUCACCAUCGGGGCCAUGGCUGACUCUUGGUACGAAUAUCUCCCAAAGACCCAUGCUCUCGUCGGGGGUCUACUACCACAAUAUCGCGAAAUGUAUGAAAAGGCCAUGGAGGCAGUCAUCAAACGAAAUGUCUUCCGGCCUAUGCUUCCAGACAACGCCAACGUCCUUGUCUCUGGCCUUGUCUCUGUCUCCCGAAGCGGCGAUGACACUGUCUACUCUCUCAAACCAGAAGGCCAGCAUCUCGUUUGCUUCGCAGGUGGUAUGCUCGCCCUCGGUGGCAAGCUUGUGGAGAACCAAACCCAUGUGUCUGUCGGAGAGAAACUGAUGGAUGGUUGCAUCUGGACCUAUUCACACAUGCCCGUGGGGAUCAUGCCAGAGACAUUCACCAUGCUUCCCUGUCCUUUAACAAUCUCGCCCGAGAAGCCAGAGUGUACGUUUUCCGAGACCAAGUGGAAAGAUGCGAUCAAAAGGCAGCUUGAAGCACCCGAUGACAUCUCCCCUGAAGAGCUCAACUCGCUCAUCGCCGAAAAGCACAUCUCCAAGGGGUUCACGUCGCUUCCGGAUACUCGAUACAUUCUCCGACCUGAAGCGAUCGAGUCGGUAUUUAUUCUCUAUCGCACAACCGGCCGAAAGGACUUGCCUGAAAAAGCAUGGAAGAUGUUUGAAGCUAUCGAGAAGAAUACCAAGACUGAGCUCGCCAACGCGGCACUGUCGGAUAUUACUCGUUAUGACCCUGAGAACGAGGAUGAGAGCAAACGGUAUCCGGAGAAGACGGACUCGAUGGAGAGCUUUUGGCUGGGUGAGACGUUGAAGUAUUUUUAUUUGAUGUUCAGUGAGCCGGACUUGAUUAGUCUGGAUGAGUGGGUUUUUAAUACGGAGGCUCAUCCGCUGAGGAGGUUGGUGCCUGAUUUGAAGGGGCUGUUUGAUUGA
Podospora pseudocomata is the source of this 2103-nucleotide messenger RNA. RefSeq lists its product as uncharacterized. Gene Ontology annotation, molecular function: mannosyl-oligosaccharide 1,2-alpha-mannosidase activity; calcium ion binding. NCBI's taxonomy places the organism in Eukaryota, Fungi, Ascomycota, Sordariomycetes, Sordariales, Podosporaceae. Gene Ontology annotation, cellular component: membrane; endoplasmic reticulum. The record is from RefSeq and is a predicted model, not a curated record. The transcript has a single exon. Gene Ontology annotation, biological process: carbohydrate metabolic process; mannose trimming involved in glycoprotein ERAD pathway. Bases 1 to 2103 code for a protein of 700 amino acids.